GAGAAAAUUUACAUAGUAUUAUUGAUAAUUCUUUUAUAAUAAUAAUUUUUAAAUAAAUUAUUAUAAAAUUUUAGAAAUAGAUUUAUAACAUAUUUAUUAAAUUUAAGUUAUUAUCUGAAAUAAAUAACAAAAGCAAAACAAAAGUGAAUUAUUUAAUUUAAAAAAAAAAAAUAGAAAAAUAAAAUAAUUAAAAAUGUCGACGCAUAAAAAACCACCCGGUCAUAUACAUAAAAUUAGAGAAUUUGAAUUAGAAAAGAUAAUUUUAUCUGAUGAAUUUGACAUUUUACAAAUUGUUGGUGAAGGAUGGUUUGGUAAAAUACUUUUGGUUGAACAUCGUGCCACCGAUACUGAAAUGGUAUUAAAAGCUCUACCAAAACCAUAUGUAUCACUUAGAGAUUUUUAUAGAGAAUUCCAUUUUGGUUUACAUUUGGGUGUACAUAGAAAUAUUGUGACUACAUAUGAUGUUGCAUUUGAAACGGCUGGAUUUUAUAUAUUCACACAGGAAUAUGCUCCUUUAGGUGAUCUCACAUCAAAUGUAGCUGAUAGCGGAAUUGGUGAACUUCAUAGUAAAAGAGUUGCUAAACAAAUUGCAUCAGCCUUAGAUUAUAUGCAUGCAAAAGAAAUUGUUCAUCGAGAUGUUAAAUUAGACAAUGUAUUAAUUUAUAAAUCAGAUUUUUCUCGUGUUAAAUUAUGUGAUUUUGGUGAAUCUUAUAAAACUGGUUCAAUUGUUGAACGACGAAAUGAAUGGCUACCAUACAGUCCACCAGAAGUUUUACAAAUACAACCGGAAGGAACAUAUGAAGCGCUACCUAGUCAUGAUGUCUGGCAAUUUGCCAUUGUAAUAUUCGUAUGUUUAACUGGUUGUUUACCAUGGCAGAAAGCAUCAACAGAUGAUCCACGUUAUGCACGUUAUUUAGCAUGGCAAAAUAUUAAUAUGAUGAUUCCUUUAAGGCGAACACCAAAAUUAUUUAAAUUAUUAACAACAAAAGCAUCAAGAAUGUUUAGAAAAUUUUUAGAGCCCAGACCGGACAGAAGACCAAAAACUUUAAUUGAAUUAAAUCGUUUUCUUGAUGAUAGAUGGUUGGCAAAAGGUUCUGAAAAAGAUAUGGCUGAAUUUGAACCAGAUGAAUUAUGUCCAUCAAUGUAUUCAUUUCAUAGUAGUCCAGAAGAAAAAAAUCGUGUAUUAUGGUCUUUAGCUGAACAAGGUAUUGAAACAACAGUAGAUCGUCGAGAGAAAAAAAUUCGUAUAAAAAAUUGGAUUGAAUCUUCAGUUAUUAUGGAAGAUGAAGAGGAAGAGGAUUCGGGUAGUGCAUCUGCUUCACCAUCAUCAUCGGUAUCACGUGAACCAGUACCUGGUCAUAUAUCAUCGGUACGAGCCGAAAAUGAAGCUGAAAAAGCUCGUCAAAAAACUAUUAAUACAACAAUAAAAGACGCUUCACAAAAACAUUUUGAUCCUAGAACUGGUCAAUUACAACAGGGACCCAGUGAAAUGGGCACUAUUUAUCGUAGUCUAAGUAAUUUAUCAACUGCUACAACAGCUGGACAAAGUUUAAAUAGCAGUUUAUUAACACUUGGCAGUCGAAAUAAUUUAAUAAUGAGUGAAGGUAAUCCAUACCAAUUAGAUUUUAAUAAUUUUGAUGAUAAUCUAUUAGAUGAUGAUGGAAUGGAAAUACAACGACAACAAAAAAUGGUAAAUCAACAAUUAAUUAAACAAUUUGUAUCUUCUAAUUAUAAUUAUAGUAAUAAUAAUAGUAAUGCACCAAAUACUACUACUAGCACAUUUUCUAUUUCUAAUAAUUAUAAUAAUAAUAAUAUUAAUGAUAAUGGUAAUAACAAUAAAUAUAAAUUUCACAAUAAUAAUAGCAAUUUACUCUAUCAUACACUCUCCGAUCCAAAUUUAACUGACACACAAGACAAUAGUAAUAAUAUUAUUUAUAUGACUAACAAAAAAUUAAAUCACAAUAAUGACAGUAUAAAUAAUGAUAUGAAACUAACAACAACAACAGCAAUAUCACGGACAACAAAACCUUUACAACGUACCAGAUCAGAUUCUUUAAAGAAAAUAUUCAAUUUUAAAAAUUCAAAUUUUAAAUCUUCAACAAAUGAUUUAUUUUCAUCGACAAAAACAAUGACAUUAAUUGAUAUUGAUAUUGAUAAUGAUAAUUUUUAUCAAAAUAUAAAUAAUUUUAAUAAUACACAACAACAGCAACAAUCACAGCAAUCACUAGAACAACUACAACAACAACAACAACAACAACAAAAUCAAUUUCUUUCUGCUUCAGAUACAAUUAAUAUAAAUAGCCAAAAAAAUAACAAUAAUGUUAAUUUAAAUGCAGUUAUUAAUAAUAGUAAUAGUAAUAAUAAUAUAAAUAGUAAUAAUGUAUCAAAAUUUGGUUUAAUGAGUGCUUUUAAAUCAAUUGCAACAAUUUCGGUUCCAGAAUACAACAACAACAACAGCAACAAUCAAGAAACUUACAACACAACAGAGGAGCAACAGUUUCAAAACAACAGCAAACAAAAAACUGACAAUAGCAACACAAAAUUAACACAAUUAAAUAAAAAUUUUAAUUUACAUAAAGACAGUGGUUAUGGAUCCUAUGAUAGAGUUAAUAUAACUACUACUAAUAAUAUUUCUACAACAAAUAAUAUAAAAUUUAAUAAUGAAAAAUAUUUAAUAAAUAAAAAUUUAAAGACAAUUAAUUAUUCUGGUGAAAAUGAUGAAUUAAAAAAAACCAAAUCUCAACCACAAAUUUAUUCAAAUAUUAAUAAAGAAUUUUCAACAAUAUCAACAUCAACAACAAAACAAAAUAUAAUAUCAACAGCAAAUACAACUACACAAACAACACAAACUCAAUAUGGUGCACGUAAAAAAAAUUUUAAUGAAAUUUACCCAUCUAGUACAUCAACAAUGAAAGAUACACCCUAUGAUAGAAUAAAUACUAUCAAUAGUAAUUUAAAUAAAACUAAAAAAUAAAUUCUUCUUCAAUAAUUACUAUUUAUUUUAAUUUUAAAAAUAAUUAUUAUUUAAAGUUUUUUUUAAUAUACUAUUUCUAUUAUAAAAGAAAAUUUUUAUUGUGUUAGUUUUUUUAAAAAAUAUUUUUUUUUAGUUAAUUCAACAGAAAUAAAUUUUUAAAACA
Molecule: messenger RNA, 3137 nt
Organism: Condylostylus longicornis
Lineage: Eukaryota; Metazoa; Arthropoda; Insecta; Diptera; Dolichopodidae
Product: 5'-AMP-activated serine/threonine-protein kinase catalytic subunit alpha
Exons: 6
Coding region: 194-2974 (926 amino acids)
Biological process (GO): peptidyl-threonine phosphorylation; peptidyl-serine phosphorylation
Molecular function (GO): ATP binding; protein serine/threonine kinase activity
Source: RefSeq, a predicted model, not a curated record